Messenger RNA from Pelobates fuscus (common spadefoot toad), 4261 nucleotides. RefSeq names its product mannosidase alpha class 1B member 1 (gene MAN1B1). The coding region runs from base 189 to 2138 and encodes 649 amino acids. Lineage: Eukaryota; Metazoa; Chordata; Amphibia; Anura; Pelobatidae. Gene Ontology annotation, biological process: mannose trimming involved in glycoprotein ERAD pathway; carbohydrate metabolic process. The transcript is spliced from 13 exons. The record is from RefSeq and is a predicted model, not a curated record. Gene Ontology annotation, cellular component: endoplasmic reticulum; membrane. Gene Ontology annotation, molecular function: mannosyl-oligosaccharide 1,2-alpha-mannosidase activity; calcium ion binding.
CACCCUGACGGCCGCUCUCUCCCGCUCCGGGGGUUGCUCUGUGGUGCUGCGCAUGCGCGGUGCGGCCGCAUGGACUUUGGCAGCUUGUUUACAGGGAGGGCUAGGCCGCAGCCGCGGGCUGGAUUUACCGCUCCGCCUCCCGCCCGCUCGCUCUUCCUGCUAUGGGGAAAGGAUAGCAGCCCGGUGCCAUGUACUCCCCGCAACGCCGGGACUUUAUGUCGGUCACCCUGAUCCAACCGGACGGGGGAGGCGGAUACAACAACAGCAAGAGCUGGAGGAGGAGAACCUGCUGGAGGAAAUGGAAGCAGCUAUCGAGGUUACAGCGCCUGAUCAUCCUUUUAAUGUGCGCUGUGUUUGCCGUCACCGCCGUGAUGUCAUUUUCCAAUCUGGGAGAGUACUGGAGAACUCUGACAAAACAAAUGGAGGCCCGUGAUGAAGAAGAGCCGCCAGGGUUGCAUCCUGCUAAUAACGCUGUUCUACCGGUACCUCAGAGAGAAAAGGAGCGAGAGCAGAUGUUACCAAAGCCCCCUGUACAGAAACCUAAAAGGCCAAACAAGCGAGGUCCCCCCAUCUUGAAAACACCACCUCCACAGGGUCAAAAACCAGAAGACAAUGAGCUGAGGCCGGAGCAAGCGUACAACAACCAGCCAGUCAUCAGCUGGCGAGGAGCAGUGAUCGAACCAGACCAAAUUACUGAACCAUCUUCCAAUAAGCAACAAGAACCAUCUAAAGUGGAGCUGCAGGAUGGCGGGGACCAAAAAGAGCCAGUGCCUAUUAAUGAACGGCAGGAGGCAGUAAUCGAGGCAUUCCGCCAUGCCUGGAAGGGGUACAAAGCAUUUGCCUGGGGUCAUGAUGAACUGAAGCCAAUCUCCAAAUCUUACAAUGAAUGGUUCGGCCUGGGGCUCACCCUCAUAGAUGCGUUGGACACCAUGUGGAUCAUGGGAUUAAAAGAAGAGUUUGAAGAAGCGAAGGAGUGGGUUGCCACCAAGCUAGACUUCAAUAAAAAUGUAGAUGUUAACCUGUUUGAAAGCACAAUCCGGAUCCUUGGAAGUUUGCUGAGCACGUAUCACCUGACACAGGACCCAAUGUUCUUAGACAAAGCGAAAGACAUUGGUACCCGCCUGCUUCCUGCUUUUAACACCCCUUCCAAGAUCCCUUUCUCUGAUGUGAAUAUUGGGCGAGGUACGGCUCAUGCGCCACGUUGGACAUCUGACAGCACGGUGGCUGAGGUGACCAGUGUCCAGCUGGAGUUUAGGGAGUUGUCCCGCGUUACAGGAGAUGACCGGUACCAGAAAGCUGUCGAUCAAGUAACUCAGCAUGUCCACAAUCUCUCCGGGAAACGAGAUGGCUUGGUGCCCAUGUUCAUCAACACUAACACUGGGCAGUUCACUCACCCUGGGGUCUUUACUUUAGGAGCCCGUGCUGAUAGUUACUAUGAAUAUUUGCUCAAGCAGUGGAUCCAGAGUGGGAAGAAAGAGAACACGUUUUUGGAAGAUUAUAACCAGGCCAUUGAGGGAGUGAAGAAAAAUCUCCUCCGAAAAUCUUCACCUAAUCAGCUGACGUUUGUUGGCGAGCUGUCACAUGGACAUUUCAGUCCCAAGAUGGAUCACCUAGUGUGCUUUCUGCCUGGAACCCUGGCUCUGGGGGCCCACAACGGCUUGACUGCUGGUCACAUGGAUAUAGCUAUUGCUCUAAUGGACACCUGUUACCAGAUGUACAAGCAAAUGGAGACUGGCCUGAGUCCUGAAAUAUCUCACUUCCACAUACAUGAUCAGCUGAAGGGAGGAAAGGACAUUGAUGUAAAGCCUGCCGACCGGCACAAUCUCCUGAGGCCAGAGACGGUGGAGAGCCUUUUCUAUCUGUAUCGGUUCACUGGUAACACCAAAUAUCAGGACUGGGGCUGGGAUAUCCUACAGAGCUUCAACAAAUAUACAAGGGUAUCGUCCGGCGGUUUCACCUCUAUUAACAAUGUGCAGAAUACCGGCAGCCCUGAACCUCGAGACAAGAUGGAAAGCUUCUUUCUCGGAGAGACACUCAAGUAUUUUUUCCUGCUCUUCUCAGAUGAUGUGGACCUACUCAACUUGGACAAGUUUGUCUUUAAUACAGAGGCUCAUCCACUGCCCAUCUGGGCAUCUUAGCAAAUGUUGUGGUCUUCUCUGAUUAAUUAGAAAGCUUUUGGUCAGUGACAAGCUACAUAAGAAAGGAGAAUCCAGGUAGUCCCACCGGUGAUCUCUCUAGGAGCCCUGGCUUCUGUUUCAGCUGCUGGUCGAUCACUGACAGAAUCAUGAUUCAUGAUUUAAGAUUUUUCUUUUCAUAUUUAUAUUACAGUAGGCAAAAUAUUGAAUCUGCUCCAUGCAAAUGUGGCUGACCAGACUAAAAGUCUUUUAUCCGGUGCUCAGUACAAGGCUCCACUGUGGCCCUUAUCUGAGCAUUUAUAGAGGGCUCUUCCAUGGGGCAGCUAUUUACAGGAGAAGAAUCAUCACCAGAUAUUUGAAUUUACUUCUUUUCUCCCAACAUCUGCCUGCUGACCAAGAGCAGUUAAGUUUCAAGAAUUGACCAACGUGAAAACGGUCUCUACUGUACCGUCGGGUAACGUAUCAGAGCUGCCAGCCUUCAGAAACUUUUAUGAUGAGGUUCAACUCAGGGAUAGAGGGAUUAGGAAAAUGAUUAGCUUUAUCUGAGCCCUCUGAACGAUGUCAUAUCAACUGGGGCCAACGCCGUGCUUUCGGAUAAUCAAGCACUGAAGGGCAAUAGACCUUCGGCACUGGCCUGAUCCACACCCUGACUCUCCUGUCCAGGACCUGUAGCCGUCCCGCUUAUCUUAAAUGGGAACACUGUGAAUAACUUCUACAACGUCUGUUACUGCACAUCUCAUUAACCUGCCACAAACACUCUUUGGGAAUGUAAAUACGUUUCCAUGUGUAAUGUAGAAUUAUCCCCUUUUUUUCUGCCAGCAGUUGUACUUCUACCAUCCUAGCUGGUAGUCCACACAUUGUGAAACGUGUGUGUAUGGCACCCAGACAAGUUCAUAAGGCACCACAUUUCUGUAACAACACUGGGGAAACAUGUCAUCAGGCCCUAGCGCUUUCUCUCUCUGCUAGUCAUUGAUUAAAGAACCUGGUGUCUGAAGAAUUGAAUACAGGGAUUUGUGGGCGUUUUAUUAUUAUUCUUUGUUCCAGGAAUUAUCUGGAGUGCGAAUUAAAUCCGAUCUGACCCGGAUGAAUCUAUAAGUAUGUUCAGUUUCCGCAGUGUUAGAAAAUUAAUUCCACAUACACGACUGAUUUAUAUCCAGCCCUUGAUCAUUUUUCCAGGUUCUACUGUGUAAAAUAAAGACAGACUGCGUGGAUGAUGUUAAAUCUGAAUUUUGAUCUUUUCUGUUGAUUAAUUUGAACCUUUUUGAUGAUGGAGGCACAGGAACAGACAAACUGAACCCAUUGCUAUGUCAUAUGUGUGUGGGCCAUGAGCAUCUUGUGUACGAUGCUUGCAGUCUGGCCAUCGGAACACUUUAUUUUAUUUUUUAAUGGAUGUGUUAAUGUUUUUUUCUUAUAAUCGGGUAAUUAUGAAUAUGAUUUUAAAAUAAUAUAUACUUUGUGAAAUAUAUAUAUAUAAAUAUAUAUCAAAUUUUAUUUCACGUUCAGCAGGGGCUAAGGCUUUGUGAAGUGAAUUUAUUUUUCUCUUUUGUGUAUAUUUUGUAUAUUUUAUAGACAUUGGUUCUGAAAUUUAAGCAUUGAGCAUUGGUAGCUAGACAGUACAAUUUCAUAGCUUUGCGCUUCAUUUCAAAGGGCCAGUAUUGGUUUUAAAGUGGAGAAUUUGCAGCUGCUUUGAGUGGUCAGAGACAUUGGUGUCAAAUAUGGGGAGUGGUCGUCCCUUUGUGCUGCUUUGAGCUGAAGAGUUUUUUUUUUUUUACUUGUAGUUCCAUCAAUGGUCACCGGGGGAGUUCUAGAGUAAGAUGCAGUCAGUUCUUUUUGCUGUGUUUGCACUCUGACUGCAUUAUUCCUGUAGUGACUGGUUUUUAUUUUAAUUCCUGCAUAUCCUAUGAUGGCAAUCUUGUUUGCAUCUUUUAUUCCUGUUUUUGUUAAGUGCGACAUUCAAGUUUGAAAUAGAAUUUUAAAGUCUGGUUUGUUAUAAUGGACUUAUUGCAUCGUUGGUCCUUAAGUGGUUAAAAACCAGUCGAUUAGCCGUCAUUGAGACCGGAUUACAGACAGGAGGUGAUCAGCACAUACGAUUAUAUAAACAUACGAUACAGAUGAUAUUCUUAGUA